This is a messenger RNA of Plasmodium vivax (malaria parasite P. vivax), 997 nucleotides long. Its product is annotated as macrophage migration inhibitory factor, putative. The transcript is spliced from 2 exons. The coding region runs from base 292 to 642 and encodes 116 amino acids. Gene Ontology annotation, molecular function: phenylpyruvate tautomerase activity. The record is from RefSeq and is a predicted model, not a curated record. Lineage: Eukaryota; Apicomplexa; Aconoidasida; Haemosporida; Plasmodiidae.
GCGCAGUUGCGAGCAGUGAUUAUAUUCCUCCUCAUACCCCUUCACGCUGCACACCAGUUGCAGUAGUGAUUAUGUAACUCUCCCCCUCAUUCCACGUGGCAACUCCUAUUUUCGUGAAUCCGUCGACAUAUACACUUCCACACAAGCGCGUUAAUCCUGCCCAACAAAUAUAUGAGCCAUUUUUAACGUAGGAAAUUAUUUCCCCUCCCAGUUAUUACUUCCUUUCCAAUCUGACCUUUCCGCCUUACACGUAAACCUCCCCCCCCUGCUUACACUCCACAUCACGCGAAAAUGCCGUGUUGCCAAGUCUCCACAAACAUUAACGCCUCCGAUGAUGACGCGAAGAAGGCGCUCUCGCAGAUAGAGAAUGCGAUAUCCCAAGUGUUGGGCAAACCCCUGGGGUACAUCAUGAGCAACCUGGACUACCAGAAGCACAUGCGCUUUGGAGGGAGCCACGACGGCUUCUGCUUCGUGAGGGUCACCAGCUUAGGAGGAAUCAACAAAUCGAAUAACAGUUCCCUUGCAGAUAAAAUUACCAAAAUUCUGGCGAGCACGCUAAAUGUCAAGUCGGAACGCGUCUUCAUUGAAUUUAAGGAUUGCUCUGCGCAGAACUUUGCCUUCAACGGAUCGCUCUUCGGCUGAGCGGUUGGCCGGGCCGUCGUCAACGGGGUGCGCCUUCCAGAGCGCGGCCCUCCCAUCGCCCUAUACCCAUGUUAACAGACUCCAUCGGGAGAACUGCGCAUGUGUGUGCGCUCCCCCGUUGGUGUGCCAUGCAUGAGAGUGAGUAACGAAUAUGCACGCUUUACAUUCAUGUGGACUUCCGUACCCACCUGCACACACAAUCGGCGCAUGACCCAACUGUGCGCAGAGUCGGAACGACCUUUUUUCACACACCACAACUGCGAACGGAGGGAAAAGACAUUCCCCAAGACGUUUAAAGAAGGCGCAUACGAUCGUACUAACGCUGCGGUUUCGUCGAGGUGAUCACCUUUUCGCG